Messenger RNA from Pleurotus ostreatus (oyster mushroom), 2133 nucleotides. RefSeq lists its product as uncharacterized. NCBI's taxonomy places the organism in Eukaryota, Fungi, Basidiomycota, Agaricomycetes, Agaricales, Pleurotaceae. The record is from RefSeq and is a predicted model, not a curated record. The transcript is spliced from 13 exons. Gene Ontology annotation, molecular function: oxidoreductase activity. Bases 1 to 2133 code for a protein of 710 amino acids.
AUGUCUUCCGGAGUCCCCAUCCUCACUCUCAACAACGGUGUGAAGAUCCCGGCAAUAGGGCUGGGCGGCUGGGGUGGCUUGACAGCUGAAGAGAGGGCCGCAGCGAGAGGGUGGUUUCUGACGGGAUUGCAGGCUGGGUACAGGCACAUCGAUGUUGCACAGAUGUACGGUACCGAGGAAUCCCUUGGGAAAGCCAUACGAGAGUCUGGCAUUCCGCGCGAAGAGAUCUUUGUCACGACGAAGCUCCCAUGGAACCAUCACUCGCGCGUAGCCCAAUCCUUCCAGGAAUCUUUGAACAAUCUAGGACUUGAUUACGUCGACCUAUACCUAGUCCAUUGGCCUCAACGAGUUGUACUUGAAGAGGGAAACGACUUCCCCAAACACCCGGACGGAUCGAUCAAAACCGUCGAAUCCCCGUCGUUUAACGAAGUUUGGGCGGACGUGGAGAAACUGCUCGAUACUGGCAAAGUGCGGGCGAUUGGCGUGAGCAAUUUCUCGGUCAAGACCCUCGAGACCCUGCUGUCGACCGCCAAAGUCGUUCCCGCGGUUAACCAGGUAGAAUUGCACCCGUACCUCGCGCAGCCCGACUUGGUUGAAUACUGCAAGAAAAAGGGCAUCUUGAUCACUGCUUACACUCCCACCGGCUAUCAAAACGUCCUUACUGACCCCACAAUCACUGAACUGGCGGGCAAGUACCGUGUCUCUCCAGCGCAAAUCGUACUGGCGUGGCACGUCGCGCGAGGAGGUAGCGCCUGCCCGAAGAGCUCCAACGUGGAAAGACAGAAGCAAAAUAUCAAUCUUCCUACUUUGGACGUAACAGACGUCGCUAGGAUCACGGCGCUGGACAAGGGGCAGAGGCUAUGCAACAAGCCGGAUGAAAAUGGUAGAGUCUGGGGAGUGUCAGUCGAGGAACUCGGAUGCAUGCAGACCUUGGCUUCCAAUUCCUCUUCCAAAAAGCUCCCCAUUGAGCUCAUCCAUGAUAUUAUCGCUGACCUCGCUGAUCAGCACGACGCCUUGUACUCGAGGGAGGAUUGGCUUUUCCGCAAGAAGCCUAUUGCCCCAGGCCUAUCCUCUUGCUCCCUUGCAUGUCGCGCAUGGAACUAUAUAUGCCGGCCUCACAUCUUUAGCACGAUCGUCAUGCAUUCGGGUCAAAUUAACGCUCGACUUUCUUUCCUGCACUUCACAUCCCCUCAUCUCUACGAGCAUAUCCUCGACCUUCGGAUAUCUGUCGGAAAUGAGUUGAACAAGGCUCUGAAUCUUGAAAGACACUACUUCGAUCGAUUUACGAAUCUACGUGCUCUAUACAUUGCCCUCGGGUUUUCUACCAGGGCCUCAUACGGAAGGCUGUGCAUGCUGGGUAUCUUGACCCUGAUCUCUACCGUCCCUCUGAAGCGUCUUGUCCUUCACAGUUGGGUCAUCGAGGAGAAUGGAUCGGACCUGCUGCAUGUCCUGUCCGCAUGCUCAAAUACCCUUGAGGAUUUGACGUUAGACAUUCUCAACACCUUUCAAGAGACAACAUCAGUGGAAACAGACCCCGUUCGUCUGGACUCUCUCCACAACUUGCAGCUCAGAGGAUUUCCUCCACCCAACUUGAUUGCUUGCCCCAAUCUCCAAUCCUUGACAAUUGCCAAUGAUUCUUGUGACAUUCCUUCAUGGAUUCCCGCCGGUUUGGCCAAGCUUGUUCUCGAUGUCGGCAAAUCUGUUCCGUGUCUCGGCACGACAAUAUCCCCCUCCGACAUAUGCAUCAUUUGUAUACGCAGACCAUACCACGCCUCGUACUCUAUGGUCAUCCAGUUUGCAAGGGAGUCUCUCCAGUGCCUCCCGCACCCCGCUUGUGUUACGCAGCUUACCAUCAAGAUUGCUUGUCAGCACAUGGCACCACGCCUUGAGGAAUAUGAAGGGCUAUGCUGCGCCAUACAACCGCUCCAUAGCCUCGGGAUGUUGAAGCGGGUCAACCUUAGUAUUGAUCUUAUCCCGGGAGCUUCUUUGCCAUAUCCCUGGCAGGACGAUGCAAAGGAGAUUGCCAAGCUCGAGAAAGCAUUUGCUCCGCUAUUGGGAAAUAUAUCACCUGUCGACGCCCUUGGGUCCUUUGCUCGCGAGCACGGGCUCAAAGUGAUCAUACGAUGCGAUUAG